AUGUAAUUUAUUAUUGUAGCCCAUUUAUAAAUUACUGUCAAGUAGUACUGAUGGGAAAUUGAUAUUAAAAGCUUAUCAUGAUAAUGGAUAUUUAUCUAAAAGGACAUGAAACUUACUAAGUCGAUUAAUUAUCCAACAAGAAAAAGAUAAAGCUUUCCAAAAUGUGACUAUUGGCCAAAAUUCAGAUCAUCUUAAUAAUUUUGUAAUUAAACGUCAGCGAUUUGAGGAAUUAGCAGCUGUCAGGAAAUAGCAGAGUCAAUCACCGAAUUGUUUAAAGGAGAAACUCCUUAUACUUAUUAUUCACCUUAUACGUGUAUUAAUAAAAAAAGGAUUAAUCCCUCUGGAAAAUUAUUUGAACAUUUCCAUUACAUGAAGUCAAAAUUAAGACAAUCUGGUAUAUUAACACCCCUGAAUAAAAAAAUCAUUGAUCAACCUUAUGAAUCUUGUGAAUCUGUCGAUUUAAAAUUGGAUUGGUUGAAAAACUAUUUGGAUCCAGAAGAGACUAUUAUUGAUUACUGGAUAUUAACAUUUGAAGCACGUCAAGACUUAAUAAAAAAAAGAAUUGAAAUUUAUAACUAUUAUCAAUCUUUUCCAUGUUUGAAAAUUGGUCUAGGUGCGACAUUGUUAAAAAAAGAUUUUGAUCGAUUAUAUCCUAAUAAAAAUGAUCUAUUUUUCGAUCGUUGGGAUAUUAUUCGAACUCAUCUAAUUAAAAGAUUACAAGAGUGCAAUUCGAUUAAACACGUUUUUGAUAAAGCAUUUAUCCAUCUACUUCCAACUUUAUUACAACAUAGUAAAGAUACGUUAAUAUUUUAUCUUCUACCUUAUUUAAUUGAAGGAUCACUAAAAAGAAAAAGAAAUUCAAGAAACAGUCAAGUACAUUCGACUAAACUGUCUAUUCAAGAGCGACGAGAUUCUUUUUUGUUACAUGUCCAGGUAUUUAAAAUUUUUUAUUUGUUUCAUAAAUAUUAUAAAAUAUAUACAUUUCCUUUUUUGUGGAUUAAAAUUAAUAUAAUUGUUAAAAUAUAUUUUCAGACAGCAACAGAUAUAAUACCUACAAUAGAAAGAAGGAAAGAAGAAUUAAGGAUCGCAGGAUUAACUUUUCAACCAAUACCAGUAUUUGUUGGUCAAUUAAUAGCAUUAGACGCUACGUAUGUUGCUGUUAACAACGUAUUAUACAAAGUUGAUUCAGCGCUUAAAGCAAUAGACUUAUGCUUUCGUAUUUACAUGGCAUUAGAUUGUGCCUAUCCGGAACAAGCUUCAUCUUUGUGGGUUUUUAUACAAAAAUGUUGCUUUAAUAUUCACCUACAAAGUGAUGUUUGCAAUCAAUCUCUCAAUGGUCUAAUAGAAGAAGUAGAAGUAUUAUUUUCAAGUAACGAUUAAGAUUUUAUUAUUGUACUAAUUUUUUAAAUUAUAUAUAUUAAGUAUAUAU
Messenger RNA from Wasmannia auropunctata (little fire ant), 1429 nucleotides. RefSeq lists its product as uncharacterized. The transcript has 5 exons. The coding region runs from base 370 to 1380 and encodes 336 amino acids. NCBI's taxonomy places the organism in Eukaryota, Metazoa, Arthropoda, Insecta, Hymenoptera, Formicidae. The record is from RefSeq and is a predicted model, not a curated record.